GCCUCCCUCCCACAUCCGCCACUGGCCAGAUGCUGUCGCCGGCCGGGCGUCACCACGCCCAGCCCUUACUGGCACCAGCACACGCCUGCAAGCCCUGACCCGUUUCCCUCCCUGGUUUUAUAACCAGACACAGUUCCAUCUCUGCUGCUCCCGCUUAUGAGUUAAAUUUACCAAACAAGGUCCUUUUUCCCCCGAAAAAAAUCCAUUCUCCAUCUCUCCUUUCCCAGGCUGCACCUCCCCAGGAGCCCCCCACUAUGCAACACAGCUCCAUCCACUGGUUUCGGAAAGGUCUCCGGCUACACGACAACCCAGCGCUGCUGGCGGCAGCUGCUGAUUGCCACCGCCUUCAUCCCCUCUUCAUCCUCGACCCCUCCAGCGGCCGGGCAGGUGCCAAUGCCCAGCGGUUCCUCCUCGACACCCUGCGGGAUUUGGAUGGGAGCCUGCGGGAAAUGGGCUCCAGGCUGUUCGUGGUGCGGGGCUGCCCAGAGGAGGUGUUCCCCAAUCUCUUCCACGCCUGGGGGACGACGCGGUUGACCUUCGAGGUGGACACGGAACCCCCCGCCCGGCAGCGCGAUGCCGCAGUGGCAGAGCUGGCAGCCCGGCAUGGCGUGGAGGUGAUUCAGGAGGUGUCCCACACCCUCUACGACACCAAGAGAGUCCUUGCCUUGAACAAUGGCAAAGCCCCCCUGACCUACAAGCACCUGCAGAGCCUCCUGGCAUCCCUUGGACCCCCGGAGAAGCCAGCCCCAGCACUCACAUGGGAGCAUCUUCGAGGCUGCCACACACCAUGCCAGGUCAGCCACGAUGCCGACUACGGGGUCCCCACCUUGGAGGAGCUGGGCCAGGACCCCACCGCGGUGGGGCCAAACCUCUACCCCGGCGGGGAGACGGCGGCACUCACCCGGCUCAACACGCUUAUGGAGAGGAGGGCCUGGGUGUGCAGCUUCAAGAAGCCCAAGACGGAGCCCAACUCACUGAGCCCCAGCACCACCGUCCUCAGCCCCUACCUCAAAUUUGGCUGCCUUUCAGUCCGCACCUUCUGGUGGCGGCUGGAUGAGCUCUACCAGGGGCAGCAGGAGCACUCCUGGCCCCCCGUCUCUUUGCACGGGCAGCUCCUCUGGAGGGAGUUUUUCUACACCGCCGGUGCCAGCAUUCCCAAUUUCAACCAGAUGGUCGGCAACCCCGUCUGCCUGCAGGUCGACUGGGACAAAAACCCCCAGCACCUCCACGCCUGGAGGGAGGGCCAGACAGGCUACCCCUUCAUCGAUGCCAUCAUGACCCAGCUGCGCACUGAGGGCUGGAUCCACCACCUUGCCCGGCAUGCCGUCGCCUGCUUCCUUACCCGUGGGGACCUCUGGGUCUCCUGGGAAGAAGGGCUGAAGGUCUUUGAGGAGCUCCUGCUGGACGCUGACUGGUCCCUCAAUGCUGGCAACUGGCUGUGGCUGUCGGGCAGUGCCUUCUUCCACCGAUACUUCCACGUCUACUCGCCCGUCACCUUCGGCAAGAAGACGGACCGGGAUGGAGCGUACAUUCGAAAAUACCUCCCUGUCCUCAAGGAUUUCCCUGCCAAGUACAUCUACGAGCCCUGGAAGGCGCCACGGGCUGUGCAAGAGCGGGCGGGCUGUCUGGUGGGCACCCAUUACCCCCAGCCCAUUGUGGAACACGAGGUGGCAAGUAAGAGGAACCUGGGGCGCAUGAAGGCAGCCCGCGCCCGGAAAGGAACCAAGCAGGAGCCACAGGCCGGCUCCUCCAUGGCCGAAUCCCAAAGGAAAAAGCCCAAGAUUGAGCAGCGCUGAGCCCCACAGGGACCCCCAGGCAGCCGGGGUCAGGCACCACUCACCUCAUUUUGCUCAACCCCAUCCCUUAAUUAAUCUCUUCCACUUUCCCACCCUGAGACUGAUUACUUUGCUGCUGCUACCACCCCAAAAAUCAACUCCCUACCUGAGGACGUGCCCCAGAGGAAGGUGAGUCACCCACCUGUGUGAGUCAGCCUCAACUGGAAACCCCAGAGCUGCCGGACAGUGUCCCAGCAGCCAACGCUGCCCCGCAAACCCAAGCUCCGGAAGGGCAACACUCCUCUAGGUCAACCUCCACCCCUGCCUUAGCUGUAAUAUAAUCAUUAUUAAAGGGAACGGAGCAAUUAAGCAAGCACAGCUCAAUUCACAACACACCAUGACCCACCAGCAGCAGCACCACGUUGAAAUCUACAGCAAUACGAGCUUGUUUUGGUUAUGGUACCACCGGGUCGGGCAUCACAAGAAAACCUGCGGUUUGCGCAAUCGCCUGCAAAGAGCGUUAGCAAAUGGGUUGAGGAUAGGGUGAGUGCAAGACAGGGCCAAAGCCAGACCCCAAAAAGGUGUUCAGGUGAGAAAAUAAGGCUACUUUUCCCUCUAAAUACACCCACCAUCAACAUGCUUUAUUUAUGGCGCCAAUACAAAGCGGUACACAGUGACCUUGAAAGCCAGAGAACCGCUUCUCUUCCUGAAAAGCUCUGGAUACACCCAAACUCCUUCAUAAAGGUGCUCAAAAGCAUCACAGCAGCCAUUACAACUUCACAACCUGCUCUUACAGCCUCAGAGGGCUGAAGCUGCUGUGGCACAGGCAGGGCCCCAGCAGAGAGGGAGGCAGC
Messenger RNA from Phalacrocorax carbo (great cormorant), 2629 nucleotides. Lineage: Eukaryota; Metazoa; Chordata; Aves; Suliformes; Phalacrocoracidae. The record is from RefSeq and is a predicted model, not a curated record.